AUGUCUCAAGAUUUCGCCGUCAUCCAAUAUCACCACAAAGCACUUCAAAUCCCACCUCAGAUAGGUAAGUACAAGAUCAUCAAAACCCUUGGUAAAGGUGGAUUUGCUGUUGUGGUCCUUGCAUACGACACGACAACAAAUCAAAAGGUUGCAUUUAAGGUUAUUGAUAGACAAGAAGUCAACGAAACAGGUACAAUCAAGUUUGUUGAGUGCGAGCUCCGUCUCUUGGCCAGACUUUCCCAUAAUAACAUUGUCAAAAUCUAUGACAUCAUAUACGAGCCUGAGAUGAUUAUGAUCGUUAUGGAAUACUUACCAAAUGGCGAUAUCCAAACCCUUGUCAAUAACAGCGUCUCAUUAAGAUAUGACGAAUACUUGAAUUAUACCGAGGACUUACUCAACGCUUUGAAUUAUCUCCAUAAAAGAGGAAUUGCCCAUAGAGAUAUUAAGCCAGAUAAUAUCUUGUUUAGCCAAGAUAUGAUGAUUAAAAUAAUUGACUUUGGAUUAUCCAAAGACAAUCAGAUCCCAGAGAACCUUCUCCUAGGAACACCAAUGUAUAUGGCUCCUGAGCUGUUUAAAUCAUUAGACAGCGAUCCAAUGAUGUCCGAUGUUUGGUCAUUAGGUGUCACACUACAUAUCUUCAUGACAGGAAGAUAUCCAUGGAGAUAUGCUAAUGAAAUGGAAUUUAUCAGAGCAGUCAAGCACAACAAUGUGAUGAUCAACAUAGAAAUUGGCGGUAUUCUUGGCAGAGUCCUCGAGCAUAUGCUUGAAGUAAAUCCGAAUGAAAGAAGUAAUUGCCAAGAUCUCUUAAAUCUCAUCAACUCUACUAGAAAGAAUGGUUUUGGUUACUCAAUGCCACAUGUUGGAAGAACAUUGAGCUCUCAGCCAAACCAGCCAAAGAACUUAAUAUCCUUGAAGACUUUGGCACUCUCAAGAAGAAUGAGAAGUUCCAACGAAACAUCGGUCAAUAAUAGAGCGAAGAUAACUAUUCCAUACAAGGUCAAAACUAGGUCAAUAAUAGAGCGAAGAUAA
Messenger RNA from Trichomonas vaginalis G3, 1029 nucleotides. RefSeq names its product protein serine/threonine kinase protein. Bases 1 to 1029 code for a protein of 342 amino acids. NCBI's taxonomy places the organism in Eukaryota, Parabasalia, Trichomonadida, Trichomonadidae. The record is from RefSeq and is a predicted model, not a curated record. Gene Ontology annotation, molecular function: ATP binding; protein serine/threonine kinase activity. Gene Ontology annotation, cellular component: cytoplasm. Gene Ontology annotation, biological process: peptidyl-serine phosphorylation; autophagy. The transcript has a single exon.